Molecule: messenger RNA, 3438 nt
Organism: Fusarium mangiferae
Lineage: Eukaryota; Fungi; Ascomycota; Sordariomycetes; Hypocreales; Nectriaceae
Exons: 3
Coding region: 1-3438 (1145 amino acids)
Cellular component (GO): nucleus; cytoplasm
Molecular function (GO): protein binding
Source: RefSeq, a predicted model, not a curated record
AUGGAGCCAGUCGGACUCGCAGUUGGCCUUGUCGGCCUCUUCAGCACUUGCAUGGAUGUUAUGCAGCGGGUUGACUCAUACAGAACCGCUGACCGCGACUCGCGACAGCUCGACGCCCAGCUCAAUGCGACCAUGCAUCUCUUGGAGCGAUGGGGUGACGGUGUCGGCAUCAGUAAGGGCGAGCUCUCGGACAAUCAUCACCCAGAUCUUGAUGACCCGCGCACGUAUGCAGUGGUCCAGGGUCUGCUGAAUAGUAUCAAGGAUUUCUCCACGACGUCGAAUGAACCCCCAAGCCCCAAGGCCCUUCAGAAGGCUCCGUCGUUUCCAGUAUCGGGAGACUUAUCUUCGCAUGGCCCUAAGAUCUCUAGGUGGCAGAAGACAGCAUGGGCGCUUCGCGGAAAGCUGAAGCAUACAGGCCAUGUCCAAGCACUUGCGGGCCUCGUGUCAGAUCUCUAUAACGUUGUUUCCCCCGAUACUACCGGAUCAAGCGCCUUAACACGAGCUCCGAGCUUCAAGGAUCUAUCGAUAAGCGCAGGCGAGCCACCAUAUGCUGUUGAGAUUCGUGAGCUACUUGGGAAGAUUGAGGAAGAAAUGGAAGCUGAUAGGAUACGGGAUUUGCAUUUAUGGCUCGGGGCUCCGCCGCCAAAUGAUGUGUUCAGCGACUCAAACGACAGGCGUGUUGAAGAAACAUGCGAAUGGAUUCUCCGUCGUGAGGAGUUCCUAGAGUGGCAGAAGCCUUCUUCCUCGUCCAAAUUACUCUGGAUCAAAGGCCCAGCUGGGUUUGGGAAAACGGUCCUUUGCGCCAGAAUUGUUCAAGAGCUUGAAAGAACAGCACAAGAGUCCGUUGCGUACUUCUUCUUAUCGUCAAGAUAUGAUGGACGUGACGAUCCUUUCUCAGCCAUCCGAGCAUGGCUAACGAUGUUGAUACAACGCAGCUCACUGGCUCGAGAUAUCGUGACAAAGGCCCGGUUAUCGCAGCACGAGCCACUGGCGAACCUGACAACCAUACUACAAGUUUUCCGCGAAGUUGUCGUCGGAGCUCCAGGCUGCAUUCUUGUUCUGGACGGAUUGGAUGAAUGCACUGGGAUGGCCAAUACAGACGCAAAGUCCGUCCCUCAUUUUCUUGAGGAGUUGCAAACAACUAUCACCAAUACUACGGCCAAGAUACUCAUCUCAAGCCGUGGCGACCCUGUCAUACAGCAAGGCAUUUCUGGUUUCCCUGGACACAGCGAGUAUACCAUCAUUCCAGACGAUGUUGGGCCAGACCUAAUGGCAUACUCAUCUGAACUUGUCAAAGCAAAGUUACCAAACAAGGAUGAACCAACGAGAGCCUCUAUUGCACAAAAAAUGAAAGAGAGAAGCGAGGGUCAGUUCCAGUGGGUCAAGCUUCAGGAAGGGUCUCUGAGAAAGGGACGGAGCAGAAAGCAACUUGAACGAGAGAUUGAUGAGACUCCGUCUGGUCUUGAUAGUCUCUACGACCGAGAAUGGAACAGGAUCAACUCAAUGGGGGACUCGGAUAAAAAUAGAGCUCUUUCAUUGCUGCGAUGGACCGCGUUCGCAUUGAGACCGUUGACAGUGUACGAGAUUACGGAAGCCGUCCUCAUAACAAAUGACAUAGAUGAGUUGCCUUUGGAAGAGAUGCCAGAUUGUUUCGACCGGGAUUAUGUUGACAGUAUGAUCCUGGAGCUUUGCGGAUCACUGAUUGAAGUCCGGCGUGUUUCAUCGUCUGAGAGUACCGAAAGCCCCAAACCUAUCCAUGAAUCAGAAGAGGAUUCUGUUGGUUUACAAGAAGUUCACUUAUCACACUUCUCUGUCAAAGAAUACCUCCUCCUCCUCAAGACCUUUCCCGGCACUAAUACGUUGCUGUCAAAUGAGAAACUCCGCGUCACCAACGAAGAUUUCCACAAUACUACUCUCGCAAAUCAUUGUCUUCGUUUCAUUAGCUUCCGUGGAGCUUGGGAAAUCUUAAAGACAAACAAUGAUGAAAGACCAGCAAAAUACUUCAUGUUCUACGCGGUACAGAUUGGUCUUGAGCAUUGCCAACGCGUGAAGAACAUUGAUCCGGAGUUACAACAGGCAAUCAUUUCUCUCCUCGAUAGUCGAAACGAGAACUGGCACUUUGUGAAAGAGUUCAUGGAGACCAAGAUCCUCGGUGAUGUACCGGUUCUUCAGGACUCCUCCAUAAGCCCAUUUAUAUUUGCAGUCCGGUUUCAACUCAGAGAUGCUGUGGAGCACCUCAUACGAGAAGGGGGUUUAGACAUAAAUGAUCGAUCAUUUGCCAAUGAGACUCCGUUGUGGCUUGCCUGCCUUACCAAGAAUAAGGAAAUUGUUGAACUACUGGUUGACAAUGGCGCAGACAUCAAUGCAAGAUGCGAUGAAGGAGUAUCGCUGCACAUCAGUGUGGAGGAUGGGAGCGACGAAAUUACAGAACUUCUCAUUUCGAGAGGUGCAGAUGUCUCAGUCGUCGAUGGUGACGGACGAACAGCACUCAACGUAGCUUCAAUGAUUGGCAAUACCAAGGUAGCUCGGCAGCUUAUUGACAGCGGAGCUGAUGUAUCACACGAAACAAGAGAUGGCUUCACACCACUCUCGAUGGCUUGUAGCAGAGGACAUGUUGAAUUGGCCAAGCUUCUUAUUAAAAGCGGUGCGGAUGUCAAUCAAGUUCUGGCCAACGGGUACCGCCCGCUUUUUCAGGCCGUGUGGCACAACCAGUCAGAACUUGCCGAGUUACUGAUAGACGAAGGUGCGGAACUACUCGAUGGGUUUCAGCUCGACGGCCGGAUGUUCUCAUUACUUUCUGUGGCGGCUGGUAAGGGAUAUCUCAACACGGUGAAAACUCUGAUAAGCAAGGGUGUCAACCCCAUGGAUGCCCGUCCAUUGCUUCUAGCUGCCUCCUAUGGUGGCUGUGGUGGAUUCUCAGACUUUAUCGACGAAAACCCCGGUUUCCCUCGCUCAGAUUAUCACCAGGUACUACAACUGCUUCUCCAAAGCGGCGCUGAUGUGAACGCCAGUGACGAACUCGGUCAUUCCCCACUCUAUAUGGCCUCUCACUAUGGCUUUACAGAUGCAGUGGAGACUCUGAUCAAGAAUGGCGCUUACAUGGAUAUCAAAUCAGCUUCUGGAGAGACGCCACUUCAUUGUGGUUCAAGGCGAGGGCAUUUCGCGGUAGCGCAGCUUCUUAUGCAAAAUGGAGCUGAUAUCGGCUCUAAAGACAAUUGCGGUCGCACUCCUUUACAUCAUGCCUGCAGGUCAGGAAAUCUUGAAGUUGUCAAACUUGUUAUCGGUUCAUCCCAAACGCAAACGUUUGGCGAGGCUGACCACUGGGGCUCGACGCCUUUAUCCCUUGCAGCAAGGAUUGGUAGCGUUGGUAUCGUCAAGGCACUACUUGAUACAGACACCGUAGAGAUAUCUCUGGUCAAACCCAUUUACGCUGUGUAG